AAGGUGGUACCACUUGUGUGGGGAAGACCUCGCUUGAAAAACUGCAGCCUAAGGAAGAUUUGAAUGAAAAAGAUGGACCUGCGGAUGAGAUUCUGGUGAAGACUGAGCCAGGAGGAGAGGGUCAACAGGAAGAGCGGACUACAGGGAUAAAAGACAAGGAAGCAUCAUGCAGCAGUGUUUUCUUUCCAGGGAAACCAUAUUUAGAGUCAGACGUCAGAGAGGAUAUGAUUUUACAGCUCAGACAGCAACAACGUUAUCGGCAGUCAGACGCGCUCAGGAGAACAAGCGACGGCACAGUAAAGUCAAAUCCAGACCCUCAAAGUGUAUUGGGUUCUGACCCAAAUUAUAAUACGGCAAGGAGAGCGAGCAACAAAAUAUUUUGCCAGGUUAAGAAACACUUCAUUUGCACACUGUGUGGAAAGAGUUUUGAACGUUACGGUCAUCUUGAAAGGCAUCUACGAAUUCAUACGGGUGAGAAACCGUACAGCUGUGACAUAUGUGGAAGGUGUUUCAACCAGAAGGGUAGCCUCAAAGGGCAUCUGAAGACUCACAGAGUAUCGAUGGAUGGACUAGCUAACAACGAAGAGAAGCCUCCCCUGGAUAGACGUCAGUCUGAGGAAGAGCAGUUGAACGGAAAGGACGAAGUGUUCCAAACUGCUCCUCAGAUGCCUAUGAAGUCUGAGCCAGGGGAGGAGAAGGAUGCAUUCCAGACACUAGAUCCUAAAGCAGAAGAACAGACUGCAGGGAGAGCAGAACAGCAACUGGAUGAGGAAUUGUCAAUGUACGAGAGAGACAGCCAGCCGUGGAUGUCCGGUCCGCAAGCAGACAACGAUAUGGAGACGAGCAAUUCAGAAUAUUUCAGCAGUUCAGGUCAGAACUCCCAGUGUCUCACUGAUCACUCUCCUGUACUUCCUGUCCCAGGAAUGGUGGAGGCGUCAUGCAGCAGUGCUUCAUCUCCAGGGAAACCAUAUGUAGAUGUCAGCGAGGAUAUGAUUUUACAGCUCAGGCAGAAACAUUAUGGAUCUUCAGACACACUCUUGAUAGCAAGUGACGGUACAGUACAGCCAAACUCACAGGUCAUGGAUGCGGCUUCUCUGAACCAUCCUCCCAUCUUCUCCAGUUUUCCGGAAAGGAAAGUGAAAACCUUCCAAGGAGUCACCAAGGACAAGAAGUGCUUCAUCUGCUCAUUCUGUGGGAAAGUUUUUGAGCGUGUUGGUCAUCUAGAAAGGCACCAGCGAAUUCAUACGGGUGAGAAACCGUAUAGUUGUGACAUAUGUGGAAGGUGUUUCAACCAGAAGAGUAGCCUCAAAGGGCAUCUGAAAACUCACAGAGACGAUGCUGACAUGCUAACGGGACAACCGCCGCUUGAUGAUAAGAAGCCUGACGUUUAUCCUAGACCCUCGGAGAACCCAGAGGAACCGAGGGAUCAGCCCUCACCUGCUGAAGCACAGCCUAGCUCAGGGUACAGUGAGGAGGGCAGGGGGCAGGGGUUGGUGGGGGAAGCAGAGAAAGAGAAGCAGUUUGAAUCCCAGAUACUCAGUCAGUCAGGACCUCCACACCAACAAAGCACAGAGCGACCAGGUUACCAGGACGACCCAGAGUAUGUCAUGGAUGAGAGGGAGAGUCAGCUGUGUAGAUCUUUCACAGAGAGGCACAGUGAUACUGAGUCUGGAUCACUACAUCCAGGUUGCUCCUCCGAUGUGACAAAGCAGCAGAACUCCCAUCCUGUUUCACCCAGUGUCAAAUACCAUCACAGUCCUUUUGAUGGACUGCACCACCACCAUGGGUUCUAUACGUCAGCUUCUAGAGAGGUGGAACUGGGAGACGUGUCUUUUCAGGAAGAGAAAGACAAGUUGGAUGUGAUUGAGCAAGAGCAGUAUGCAGGGAUGGUUCUACAUGCAAGGAACAGGGAGGAUGGUGAUGGGACAAUACUACCCAGGUUUCAGAACCGGGUACCACCGCCACAACUACCUGUAGAGGAGGAAACGGCAAUGAGCGCUUACAUCACAGAACCAAACUACAGUCAAGAGGGGAUUUUAUUUGCCCUUGGCAUAGACAGUUUUGACAGUACAGAGGGCAGCAGUGCCACUACAGACGACACAAGAAAUAGAUGUUUCAUAUGCUCCUUUUGUGGAAAGAGUUUUGAUCGCCAUAGUCAUUUUGAAAGACACCUGCACACUCAUACUGGUGAGAAGCCCUACAGCUGUGAGAUAUGUGGUAAGACUUUCACUCAGAAGAGCAGCCUGAAAGCUCAUCAGAGACUUCAUACAGGUUAAUCAAGGGCCAAAGAGUCUUAGGGUGUGUUCCGAAUGGCACCCUAUUCCUUAUUUAGUGCACUACUUUUUAGGGUAUGAAUUGCCAUUUGGGGCACACUGUCGGGACACAGUGACACACCUUGCUGAAAUUUGUUUCCGCCUCAUCAAAACUCAAUCAACACCAGUUAAUAAGUAUGGGACAUUUGGCUGCUAUUGUUAACACGUUGAUGGUGUUGCAACAGUUUAGAAGUCCAACUAAAUUGUGUUGAUAAGAUGUCUUGUUUGUUUGAUAUGGUCGUUUUUACUUUUUAAUUAUAUAUAUUUUUUACCUUUUUUAAUUGAGAAUCAAUUCUCAUUUACAAUAGCGAUAUUCAAAUGUUGGUGUUAUGUAAAAAGGAACAGUUGAGUAGUUUUAUGUCAUCAGGUAUCUCUCCAAUAAUCUCAUCAGGUAUCUCUCCAAUAAUCUCAUCAGGUAUCUCUCCAAUAAUGUAAAAGGGUUUUUAAGAAAAACUUUCCUGCAUCAACCUUAUGGAUCAUUGAUCCAAUUUAACAUGUAGGCUACAUAUCCAUUUUUGUGUGUGUGAAGACCUUGAUGGUAGGGUUGCGUCUAUAACCCUUGACCAUGACUCUGUUGCAUUACAUUACACAUAAGUCAUUGGACGUAAGCAUCUUCUUUUUGGGGGAGUUUUAAGAGCCCAGACAUUCGGUCUGAACAUUACCACGCGUCGCUUGUGGUAUGGUUUAGGGUUAGUGUUUCCACAAGGCUGAUUUAGCCAUCUCCUAACACCUGUGUGUAAAUGGAUGCCACCACAAACACAGAAAAAUACUGUCUUCUGCAACUGUGUUAAUACAGUACGUUUCUAUUUGUGAAAUUAUUUUUUUGAUGUAACAUUAAAGUAGAGGGAUUUAUGUAUCUAGAACCAACUGCUGGAAUUGAGAAUAGAUUCACGUUUAGAUGGUGUUUUUGGCUGUUUUGGCUUCCAGACCCAAUUCGCCUCUAAACAGAACAUUUCAGGUCCUUGGACAAUAAGGAGUAACGUUAGGCUCCUUUAGUUCAUUAUUGGGCUAGGUUGCUUACUACUCAAUGAGUAGAGUAGUUCAAAUGAUUUAGUUUUUUUACUCCAGCUAUCCUAACCCAGGAAAAUCAACCAAAUAAAUGUUUGCUUUGAUUUGUUUUUUGGGGUUUUUUGCUUGUGGAUUUUUGAAAUAAAUGUAAAAUUGUGAACG
Molecule: messenger RNA, 3482 nt
Organism: Salvelinus namaycush (lake trout)
Lineage: Eukaryota; Metazoa; Chordata; Actinopteri; Salmoniformes; Salmonidae
Product: zinc finger protein 236-like
Exons: 3
Coding region: 225-2276 (683 amino acids)
Source: RefSeq, a predicted model, not a curated record